GACUUUUUCUUCCCUGCCUACUCCUUGAGCCGGACCUGCCGUGGAGCAAGUCGAAGGUAAGCAACCUUCGACGGACCAUUGGGGAGAACGCUCGUCUGGCAACGGCCAGGACGAGUCUGAACGGGGAGGAGGAAGCCGAAGUUGCGAGAUGAGGCUUCGGGCCAGCUUCAAGGACGCGACCGUCUUUCACCGCAUUAUCCAAACGAUCGCAAAGUUCUCGGGCAAGUGUAUCCUGCGCUUCUCUCCCGAACAGGUCGAAAUCGUCGUGGAGCCAACGCCAGAGAGCGUCGAGAUAUGGGCCAUCCUCGACAGGGUCGAUGCCUUCUUCAGGGUCGAAGAGUCUUCGCGCGAGUACCGCGUCGAGUCCAACCACGACAACCAGAUCAACCUCGAGGUGUCGACGGAGCUCGUCCUGAGGGCACUGCGCUCAGCUGCCAACUCGACAGAUGUGACUAUGAGACUAGCCAAGGACGGCGCCAAUACCAAACUUAGCUUUCAAAUCGUCACCAACUCGUCUGGCGGGGCCAAGACGGACAUCCAUCAGGAUGUCUCGUGCAUUGUCAAGAGAGCAUCGCACAUGGCCAACAUCAGAACAGCUGUCCAAUACCUGGAAGACCAGCAUCCACAUAUCGUCUGCGCCUUUCCCAGGCUGUCUGAGGUCCGUGUAGUGGCAGACCGGAUGCGCACGCUGAGGCCACAGAUGCAGAUUGUCAUCUCAGCCAACUACCUCGGCCAGGUCAAGCUCUCGAUGGUAGACGACGGACUCGAGACCGAGACUGUGUGGAGUGGCCUGACGGUCAGGGAGGACGAAGACGAGCACGCGGCAAUGAGCAGUGAAGACCGGCAGCGCUUUCACGAGGUCCGCGUUGAGAUGAAGACCUUCCUGAAGUUCCUGUCGAGCACCCUGACGGAGCCCAAGGUCGAGCUGUGGAUCUAUCGCAGGGUGUGCGCCCGCUUCGUCAUGCACGUCAUGUCCGGACCGGCCGGCAAGCCGUCAAACUCGCUCCUGGAUGCCGGCCGAAGCGAAGCGAUUGCCCACUUGAUGUUCAAUUUGCCUGGCCUGGGCAGUGACUACGACGAUGAUUGAUCGGGCUCCGCUUGCUCUCCCUCCCUUAUGUACAGUACAACACAGCUGCUCUUGGCAAAGGAGGACAGGAUCGGUCUCUGGUCAGGAGCUUAUACACCCACACGACUACUUCUUCUCUUCUGCUACACUACACUUAGUUUGCUUCUUUACUCUACACUUCACUGCACUACUAGCUGUAUGUCUACCUAAGGUUGCGCGACCCCACCCAGCCAGCGCGCGCCAGAAUUCAAAAAGAGGGCGCGGUCGGCCAAUUUCUCCGACCGAUGACGUUGCGCGUGGCCGGAAACGAUGAAAGAUCGGCCCUUUGGUCUAAGCGCACGUAUCCUUCCUCUUAGUCUACCACC
Molecule: messenger RNA, 1431 nt
Organism: Acaromyces ingoldii
Lineage: Eukaryota; Fungi; Basidiomycota; Exobasidiomycetes; Exobasidiales; Cryptobasidiaceae
Exons: 9
Coding region: 149-1087 (312 amino acids)
Biological process (GO): telomere maintenance; meiotic DNA integrity checkpoint signaling; mitotic DNA replication checkpoint signaling
Cellular component (GO): checkpoint clamp complex; nucleolus; site of double-strand break
Source: RefSeq, a predicted model, not a curated record